AUGGACUAUAAUAGAAUGAAUUCCUUUUUAGAGUACCCACUUUGCAAUCGGGGACCCAGCGCCUACAGCGCCCCAACCUCUUUUCCCCCCAGCUCAGCUCCGGCCGUUGACAGCUACGCAGGGGAGAGCCGCUAUGGUGGAGGGCUGCCCAGCUCAGCGCUCCAACAAAACUCGGGGUAUCCUGUCCAGCAGCCGCCUUCAUCCCUGGGGGUGUCCUUUCCCAGCCCCGCUCCCUCGGGGUACGCCCCAGCCGCCUGCAACCCCAGCUAUGGGCCUUCUCAGUAUUAUUCUAUGGGUCAGUCGGAAGGAGACGGAGGCUAUUUUCAUCCGUCGAGCUACGGAGCCCAGCUAGGGGGUUUGCCCGACAGCUAUGGAGCGGGUGGAGUCGGCUCAGGGCCAUAUCCUCCACCGCAACCCCCUUACGGAACUGAGCAGACCGCAAACUUUGCAUCAGCCUACGAUCUCCUCUCUGAGGACAAGGAAUCAUCUUGCUCGUCAGAACCCAGCUCUCUCACUGCCCGGACCUUCGACUGGAUGAAGGUCAAGAGAAACCCACCUAAGACAGCAAAGGUGUCCGAGCUGGGACUGGGCACUCCCGGCGGUCUCCGUACAAACUUCACCACACGCCAGCUGACGGAGCUGGAGAAGGAAUUCCAUUUCAACAAAUACCUGAGCCGCGCCCGGAGGGUGGAGAUCGCCGCUACCCUGGAGCUCAAUGAAACACAGGUGAAGAUCUGGUUCCAGAACCGGCGCAUGAAGCAGAAGAAACGCGAGCGAGAGGGGGGCAGGGUGCCUGCAGGCCCUCCAGGUUGCCCCAAGGAAGCGGCUGGAGAGGCCUCCGACCAGUCUGCGUGCACCUCCCCAGAAGCCUCGCCCAGUUCCAUCACCUCUUGAAUUGAACUUCCUAAGUAACCCGGCUUCACACACUGGACCCAGUCCUCUCCUAGACUCUCCCAAACUUCACAGCCCU
Messenger RNA from Rattus rattus (black rat), 970 nucleotides. RefSeq names its product homeobox B1 (gene Hoxb1). Gene Ontology annotation, biological process: regulation of transcription by RNA polymerase II. The coding region runs from base 1 to 894 and encodes 297 amino acids. Gene Ontology annotation, cellular component: nucleus. Gene Ontology annotation, molecular function: RNA polymerase II cis-regulatory region sequence-specific DNA binding; DNA-binding transcription factor activity, RNA polymerase II-specific. The record is from RefSeq and is a predicted model, not a curated record. The transcript is spliced from 2 exons. NCBI's taxonomy places the organism in Eukaryota, Metazoa, Chordata, Mammalia, Rodentia, Muridae.